AUGGACUUUUUGAGGGCCAAGGAAGGUCGGCUGGUGAGCCAAGGCGAGGUGAACAUUGUAACAAUUUUUAACAUGUUGCACAACAUAUUGUUGUCAAGAGAUCUUGCUGGUUUGGAAGAAGAGGGCAUAGAGAGUGGUAUCAAAUCUCUUGUAACAACAGCCAUGGAAGUGUCUGCUGCUCAAAAUGUAUCAGAUUUCUAUCCAUUUUUAGGCAAACUAGAUCUUCAAGGUCUUCACAAAAAGACGUUAAAGUUUCUCAUCAAAAUUCGAUGCACGCACCCCGGGAGCCCCUUAUCGAAGAGAAAAGAAGUAGAGAUACAUCAAAGCAGCAAGAUUUCUAGCACCACCUGCUCAAGAACGGAAUUGUUUCAGGCGGUCACAGACACCAGUACCUCUACAAUUCAAUGGAAAAUGGCUGAGCUUGUAAAAAAUCCAGAAAAGAUGAAGCAAGUUCAUGAAGAGCUCCAAAGAGAAAUCAAGCAUAAUUUUCUGAGAGAAUCACAUCCAAUGCAGCAGCUACCUUAUCUUGAGGCCUGUGUUAAAGAAGCUCUGCAUUUGCAUCCUCCUGCACCAUUGCUACUUCCUCACCAUGCUCAUCAAACAUGCCAAUUAACGCAUCGUACAAUACCUAAAAAUGCUCAAGUAUCAAUUAAUGUUUGGGCUAUUGGAUGA
Coffea eugenioides is the source of this 672-nucleotide messenger RNA. Its product is annotated as corytuberine synthase-like. Bases 1 to 672 code for a protein of 223 amino acids. Gene Ontology annotation, molecular function: heme binding; monooxygenase activity; iron ion binding. The record is from RefSeq and is a predicted model, not a curated record. Lineage: Eukaryota; Viridiplantae; Streptophyta; Magnoliopsida; Gentianales; Rubiaceae. The transcript has 2 exons.